Molecule: messenger RNA, 294 nt
Organism: Pyricularia pennisetigena
Lineage: Eukaryota; Fungi; Ascomycota; Sordariomycetes; Magnaporthales; Pyriculariaceae
Exons: 2
Coding region: 1-294 (97 amino acids)
Source: RefSeq, a predicted model, not a curated record
AUGGCUUCAUCCCCCACACCAACUAGUCCUUUCUAUUCCUGGCGGGAAUGGGAGGCUGGUGCAUGCAUCGUUGAGAGAGCAGCAGCAGAAAAUUACUCCUUGAACGGGCAGCGGCAAGGUGACGUGACUUGCCGGGAAGUGGAUAUGGUCCCAGGGUUGUCAACUAGCUUGCAGGCAAAAAACCUCCGAACCAAGGAAGUUGUGGAAGACGAUAGAUGUAUCCGCUUGGCGGUCGCCUCAUUGAUUGGUACCAGCACCCUCUACGCCGGGAACUUGCAUAGGCAGGUCUGGUGA